Suillus bovinus is the source of this 1767-nucleotide messenger RNA. RefSeq lists its product as uncharacterized. The record is from RefSeq and is a predicted model, not a curated record. The coding region runs from base 1 to 1767 and encodes 588 amino acids. The transcript is spliced from 8 exons. NCBI's taxonomy places the organism in Eukaryota, Fungi, Basidiomycota, Agaricomycetes, Boletales, Suillaceae.
AUGGGUCUACCCUCCGAUACCUUUGAUUAUGUGCAGGAGCAGACCAAGCUCAAGGCCACAUUGCAGGAUGUUGGCCUUGUUAAAGGUGCAUCUAUCCGCCGUCUGGCCUAUCAAGAGUCCACUGUGGGAGCUCAAGAUCCAUCUGCACACUCUGGUGCACCAGACUUACCACAUUUGGUACCAGACGGCAGUUCAACAGGUGAAACAUCAUUGCUAACGGUCCACCCUGCCAAUAGUCGAUACACCUCGCCUUUUCCUACCCCAAGUUCAACAGGCGAAACAUCAUCGCUUACACCUCCUGCUCCACUCCAAGAUGUUUUUUAUGGUUCUAUGGACCAGCAACACCCAUGGAUAGAUCCUAGCUCCUCUGACAUGUUUAGCAUGAUGGGCUCCGAGCCUUUUUUACCUUAUAACUUUCCUGUGAAUUUGUUGGGUCAACCAAUGGCCUCUUAUGGAUGCUCCCAAGACCCUCAUGCAACAAAUGCCACCACCUUGACGAAUGCUAUUGGUGCAUCACUGAAGCCUGUUGCAUCAUCACCUCAUGAUGCUGUGCCUCCCCUUCCAGUCACACACAUUAUUCCACCAAUGCCAUUCAAGGAUGGUGGCAGUCAGUCAAACACCACCACCUCGACAAACAUUAUUGGUGCAUCAGCAAGCGGUUCCAGUUUGCAGAUGGACAUGGGAGCCUAUCCUUCUACUGGCUCUUGCGAACACUUUCCUGAGGAGCAUGAGCUGGUCACCCAUCAAGAGGGACUUUCUGUUACUGGACGCAGGUCUGCAGAGCUGAAUGGAAUGUUGGAUGCUGGAUUUGUUGUAGUCGAGCGCCACUUUCUCAAUCUCUCUGCAUCUACUACACUCUCUGUUUCCCAAUUGAUCAAUGUGUUCUUGAAGAGUUGCGGACGCACCGUGAAUGGUACCAAUUAUUGGAACCUGUACACUAACUAUUUCAAAGAACACAUUCAGACCGAACUUGCACACAUCGGCAGAGAGGUCCCACCUGGAGGUGCAACCGUGCACAAGCAAUGUUACAAAAGUUUCAAAGAUACCUAUCCUGAUUCUUACCAAGACCUCCUGCUAAUGCACGAGGAAGCAUCGCUCCUUGGAUCAACUCCUCAAACAAUAGCUCAGCAUGGACAGGGCUUCCAAAAACAUUACCGAAGAGUAAUACAAAUUCUCGAGUCUGCCUCCAUUAAAUCUGGCUUUGAAGCAGCCAUCGUCCUCUGUGGCAAGGUAGUCAACGAAGAUGGAUUGCUCAGCUAUUCAUAUAACACUCCAGGUGCUGCAGGGUUCUGGGAGACACGAUGCCGUGCCAGCAAUGAUGCCAUCAUCGGGCAUCUUAAGGCACACAUGUAUAAUAGAACAUCCUUGGCUGCGGUAGAUGAAGCAUUUGAUGAUGGCACCCAUAAUGCCCCUUCAACCCCAAACUCAACUUCAAACAACAAUCAUGAUCGAUCUCAGACUCCUGAGGGACGGGAUGAUGGUUUGAAAUGGGUCAAGCUUGAACUCAUCAAACAAGUCGCCCAACUUGGGGGCAGGUGCGCCUGGGAUAAAAAUUUCCCUUGGAAGGGCAUGUCACGCGCCCUUGCAGAUGCCAAUCUCUGCAUCAAAGGCUAUCCUACUCAUAAGUGUCUCUUGCCUGGCGAAGCUCACAAUGAAAACUCAAAGAACAAGGGCAUUGGGGCACUGACACAGAAGGAAAUUGUGGUGCUCAUGGAUGCCUUGAAGGCAGGAACCAUGCAAGUCGCCAAAGUUGACAAGACACAUUGA